Molecule: messenger RNA, 843 nt
Organism: Fusarium tjaetaba
Lineage: Eukaryota; Fungi; Ascomycota; Sordariomycetes; Hypocreales; Nectriaceae
Product: fumarylacetoacetate hydrolase
Exons: 5
Coding region: 1-843 (280 amino acids)
Molecular function (GO): catalytic activity
Source: RefSeq, a predicted model, not a curated record
AUGUCAAUCCAACGCCUUGUUCGUUUCGUCUCGAAAGAUGAUGGCAAGACUUAUUACGGUGCUGCAGAUGAGGCCCUCCAAUUCGCCAGUCCUCUUCAAGCAGGAAGCCCAUUCUCGCCUACGACUAAAGUCGGCGACAGCAAGCACAGUAUUCAGAAGCUCUUGUGUCCCAUUGACAUCGACCAUGCUCGGUCUGUUGUUUGCAUCGGGUUGAACUACACGGACCACGCUGAAGAAGCCAAGAUGGCUAUCCCAAAGGUUCCAGUUGUUUUCUUCAAGCCAGUCACUGCGCUCACUGGCCCAUACGACGACCUUGUCCUCCCUUGCACUUCAUGGGAAAAGGGAAGACUCGACUACGAAUCAGAACUGGUCAUUGUGAUUGGCAAGAAAGCUUCGCGGGUGUCCAAGGAUGACGCACUGGAUUAUGUCUUCGGCUACACGGCAGGUAACGAUAUCUCAAACAGAGCAUGGCAGCUUGAACCCAACUUGGGCGGAGGCCAAUGGUGCUACUCGAAAUGCUUCGACUCCUCCGCUCCUAUAGGCCCUGCGAUCGUGUCAAAAGGCACCCUUGGUUCUGCUGUCGGUCUUGGGAUUCGCGGUACCCUCAACGAUACCCAAGUGCAAGAUGGUAACACCAACAAUAUGAUCUUCUCUGUGCCUGAGAUUGUGUCAUUCUUGAGCCAGGGCAUGACCCUGCUUCCUGGAACCCUCAUCUUCACUGGAACACCCGCUGGCGUUGGGUUUGGCAGAAGGCCUCAGGUUAGUAUGAAGGAGGGCGAUGUCACCAAGGUUGAGAUAGAUGGUAUUGGUGCUAUUGCAAACAAAGUUGUAUAUGAAGAAUAG